Molecule: messenger RNA, 705 nt
Organism: Panthera uncia (snow leopard)
Lineage: Eukaryota; Metazoa; Chordata; Mammalia; Carnivora; Felidae
Gene: DUSP29
Product: dual specificity phosphatase 29
Exons: 3
Coding region: 1-666 (221 amino acids)
Biological process (GO): negative regulation of MAPK cascade; protein dephosphorylation
Cellular component (GO): cytoplasm
Molecular function (GO): MAP kinase phosphatase activity; protein tyrosine/serine/threonine phosphatase activity
Source: RefSeq, a predicted model, not a curated record
AUGACAUCCAGAGAACCAAAGACAAGUCUCAAAAAUGCCUACCCAUCUGCCAAGAGGCUGCUGCCGAAGGUGGAGGGGGAGGUAGAAGCAGAGGACUACUGUACCCCCGGAGCCUUUGAGCUGGAGCGUCUCUUCUGGAAGGGCAGUCCCCAGUACACUCAUGUCAACGAGGUCUGGCCCCAGCUCUACAUCGGCGAUGAAGCUACGGCACUGGACCGCUACGGGCUGCAGAAGGCGGGCUUCACGCACGUGCUGAAUGCAGCCCACGGCCGCUGGAACGUGGACACUGGGCCCGACUACUACAGCGACAUGGCCAUCGAAUACCACGGUGUUGAGGCGGACGACCUGCCCACCUUCGACCUCAGCGUCUUCUUCUACCCGGCGGCCGCUUUCAUCGACGCAGCGCUCAGCCACGACCACAGUAAGAUCCUGGUUCACUGUGUCAUGGGCCGCAGCCGUUCAGCAACCCUGGUCCUGGCCUACCUGAUGAUUCACAAGAACAUGACCCUGGUGGACGCCAUUCAACAAGUGGCCAAGAACCGCUGUGUCCUACCCAACCGGGGCUUUCUGAAGCAGCUCCGGGAACUGGACAAGCAGCUGGUGCAGCAGAGGCGACAGGCCAAGCACAGUGACAACAGUGAGAAGGCUGGUGAGAAGGAGCCAUAGCACCCCUAGCAGGGCACACAGAGAGACUCGGGAACGGAG